Messenger RNA from Zea mays, 629 nucleotides. RefSeq lists its product as uncharacterized. The coding region runs from base 78 to 389 and encodes 103 amino acids. The record is from RefSeq and is marked validated. NCBI's taxonomy places the organism in Eukaryota, Viridiplantae, Streptophyta, Magnoliopsida, Poales, Poaceae. The transcript has a single exon.
AUUACCCACUGUGCCACGCGCAGGCGCGUUCGGCGUUCGGGACUCCCUUCUGCACAACCUGACAAUUGCAUCCGAAGAUGUCCACCAGAAGAACCAGAUCCGCGGCCCCAACCAUGCUUCUCCUCCUGGUCUGCGCGACGGCGGUCUCGGCGGCCUCUGCCGCCGCCGGGGCGGGCAGGGGCAGGGUCGGAUCGGGCCGCGCGGGGCCGUCGCCGUGCCAGGAUCUGGCGACGCGGGACGACUGCGCGGCGAGAGCUGGGUGCAGGUGGUGCCGUAGCGAGGCGCUCGACGACAUGUGCUUCGGGCCUACCGAGGCGAGGCGCCUCCCACGGCAGGUCUUCUCCUGCGAUCCACCCUCCGACGCGGCGCACGCCAGCUUCAACAAGUGACGCCCGCAGCCGCGCUCGCCUUGUUCCCGGACUGCUCCGUCUGACCUUUACUUUCGCCAGGCACCAAUUGUUGCUCCUUUUGUCAUUGCUGGAUCUGAGAUUUAUUUAUCAGAGAAUAGCUUGGUCCGUUUUGCUACGUGAUUCUUUCGUGGGUUUAUAUAAUAUAAUGUAAAAUCUGCUCAAAAUUCAAUCAGAGCAUUGCAAAUAUUGUAUUUAAAAAAAAAUCUAAGUCGUUUUCGU